ACAAAUAUGCGGUUCACCAAACUAUUUGGCUCCAGAAGUCUACCUAAAGGAAGGCCAUUCAACAAGAUCGGAUUGUUGGGCAGCUGGGGCCACUCUGUACUUUAUGUUAUGUGGCAUACCGCCGUUCCAGUCAGCAGAGGCAGGUGACAACGAUUCUCCUCCAGUGAGGCUGAACAGUCCAUUCGGAUGCGAGACACAGCUGCGUUCUGUGCCAUCGGCGCUAUCAAGCAUCCAAGUACGCUCAAUUUGUCGUGCUCUUCUGUGGGGGCGCUACUCCUUCCCUCGGGGAUUACAGUGGCCCGCAAGACAGACAGUUGAGUCGUUACUUCAACGGCAACCACACUUACGAGCAACAGCUGCUGAAGUUAUGAGAAUGGAGUUCUGUACUCACCAUCGGGCCAAGUGCUCAUCCUCGGAAUCAGCAUAUGAACCAACGGAAGUUAAAUUACAAGGCUGUCAACAUGACCUGUUCGCUGUGAAUACUCUGAACGGUGUGCAAGUGACAAAGCUUCCGAAUUGGCUACCGAAAGCGUCCGAUGAAUUUACUGCCACCAGUGCUGCCGUCCAUUUCAAGUCCAUCAAUCCGCAUCUAGAGCACGAAUUUUCAGAAAGCAUCAAUCCCACAAAAGGCGUGGCGUACACGGGAAAGGAGGCGGUUUACGACAUAUUCAAGCUGCUCUCGAAUCGUGUGAAGCGACCAUCAAAACAGUUGGAAUCCACACAAAUUUGCAUAUUGCACUGGGUCUCUCGAUGGGCGCUGACGAAGCAUCCAUUCCUCUACUAUACUCUGGACAAAGUCAAGCUAAUGAGAUCUGGAGGAAAAGCUGUAGUUCCCUACAAGGAUUUGUGUGUUGGUCAACCGAUGGGGAAAGGAGACGAAUGUUGGGGAGUUACCAAUCGCAGUGGCCAAGGCUUGAUACAAACCAAGGGGAAAAGAUUGCACCAAGUGGGAACGGACUCGUUUUUGUUUCCGGACCCAAUUCCUACUCUGUUUGACGUGCGAACGCACUGUGAGUUUUUGGUCCGGCGGUUGAAUCCAUUCGAUCCAGUCACAAGCAGAGAGACACAGCAACCGGAUGGGCAUCAAGCAGACGACGACAAGUAUGUACACGAUAAUCAGCCACCUGUGUUCGUGCAACGGUGGAAGGACCAUGGAAACAAUUUGCUAUUUUUCUUCUCAACCGGCGGAUGGCAAGUGAACUUCUACAACCAUUCCAAGCUGAUUGUACACUAUCCGUACAUCCUAGUGCACAGAGACUCAAUCGGUGAUGAAGCGACGACGAUUUCAAGAUACCACUUGAGUA
Dicrocoelium dendriticum is the source of this 1304-nucleotide messenger RNA. NCBI's taxonomy places the organism in Eukaryota, Metazoa, Platyhelminthes, Trematoda, Plagiorchiida, Dicrocoeliidae. The record is from the annotation of a GenBank genome assembly.